UGUAUGUAUGUAUAGUUUUCAUAACGAUUCAUAAUUUUUUCGAUAUCUUUUGCGAGACAUGGUAAAUUUGUGUGAUUUUGUAUGUGUCAGAUGGAGUUCCGUAGUACGAAACAAUUAUUUAAUAAAUUCUUUCUAUAGAAGACAAGUUUAUGUUUACGGAUUCCUGUAUAUUUAUAAAUACCUACAUAAUUAUGCACUUUAUCUUUCGCAAAACUAACCUAACCUCAUUGGUAUUUUAUUAAUCAAACAGUUUGUUUAUUCAAUAAUUUUUAUUUUUAAAUAGUAUUUAAUAAAUUACAUAAAUUUAUUAAUCAUUGAAGAUAAUAUUUUCAAAUUGAUAAAUGUGUUUUUGAAUUAAACAUUUAUUUUGAUGAUCAACAAACUAUAUGCUAGAUACUUGAAAAACCAUAAUUUAAAUCAACUGAAUACUACAUUCUAUGAUGCAACAGCUGUUUUCUAUCCAAUUUUUUAAUCUUGUGUAAUUUUUUAUUUUAUAUUAUGGAUUUGGAAGCUUCUGAUAAUGAACAAUUUAUUACAUUCGCUGUUACAAGGGUGCAUGAUACAAUGCAGCAAAAUAUCGCAUCAAAUGAGGAAAUCCAUGAGUCUAUAGAGGAUUGUGUUUUGCAAGAUGAACUAACAGAAAUUUGUGUAAACAAUGUUGAUGAUGAUAUUUCGGAAGGGCAAGUAACAGUCGAAAUUUUAGCGGAACGAUCUGAUGAAGAUGGAGAAAAUUCCGUAGCUUAUCCGAUUUAUAUAAAAGAAGAAGAACAACAACAAUACACUUCUGGCGAUGAUGAAUCCAUGGCUGUGGAAGCUUUACGUCAAUUAGGAGGAAUGUAUCCUUGUUUUGAGGAUAAAAAGAUAAGUUGUUCAACAUGUACAUAUUUUUUCUCUCAAUCAGAAAUAAGCAAACAUCAAGAAUCAUGUAGGCUUUCAGCUAAAAAAUUUAAUUGUUCAACUUGUGGAGAAAAAUUUGAACGAAAAAUUGAUCUCAAUAAUCAUAUUGUAUGCCACCAAGUUGAUAGACCUCAUGCUUGUAGGAUAUGUGGUAAUUUAUUUCGCUCUAAAAUUAAUCUUCAAACUCACAUGUCUCAAGCACAUCGCAUGGAGAAACCUCAUAAAUGUACAGUAUGCAGUGCGGAUUUUCAGAGAUCGUCGAGUUUAUCUAAUCAUAUGAAAAUACAUACCUACAUUGCUGGACGAGCUAUUAGUCAAAAUUCAGAAAGUAACACUUCUCAAAUAGCAGAUUCUUUUAAAAAAUGGCCUGAAGUAAAUACGUCAGAGUCUCAAAAUAUGUCUUCAUCUUCGUCUUCUUCAGUUUCAACUAUUCAAAGUUAUGAUAUCACUUCAGUUCAAUGGCCGGCUUCUUACACACUUCAGAAUGAUCAAACAAACGUAACUUUGGUGAAUAGUUCUGAUAAAAUAAAUUCUAGUUUACCAGAAUUCACUGUGAUGUUAAAUGGAGAAGUUGCUUCAUUUGAUUAUGCACAAAUUUCAUCUAAUCAAAUACCACAACAAUAUAAUCUAAAUAUGAACUCUUUUGAAAAUCCCAAUUCUCUAGUCAAAAUUGAAACUCUUUCUUCUGCUGAAGAAAAUCAAAUAAACUUUGUCAAUACUGAAACAAAAGAUACUAAAUCUUACACAUGUAAACAAUGUGGCGUGAAUUUCUCUCAAGCUACAGCUUUGAAAGUUCAUGAAAAAAUUCAUGCUCCAAAGACGUGGAUUAUGCCGAUUGAGUGUGAAUAUUGUGAUAAACAGUUUCAAGAUUCAAAUCAUUUGGCAUCGCAUCAAACUACUUGUGCAAAAAAAUUAAUGCAAAAUAACUCUGAUCAAGGAGCUCUUAAUAAUAAAUGGGGUAAACAUGUUUGUUCUGAAUGUGGUAAAAAAUUUACAACGAAACAAAAAAUGUUUAGACAUCAAUGGAUUCAUCGAAAAAAAACACACUCAUGUGAAGUCUGUGGUACACAAUUUGAGAAACAAAUCCAAUUAGACGGACAUCGGCUUGCAGCUCAUCCUGGAGACUCACCCUUUACAUGCAAUGAGUGUGGCAAAAGUUUUGUAUCUAGACAAGGUUUAUGGGAGCAUGGAAGAACUCACGCAGGUAGUCCAGCACAUUUUCACUGUGAUACUUGUUCCAAAACAUUCUCUUCUAGACAAGGUUAUCUUAUUCAUCAUCGAACUCAUACUGGAGAACGGCCAUAUGGAUGCAAAUUUUGUUGGAAAGCUUUUAGAGAUGGUGGAACAUUGAGAAAACAUGAAAGAAUUCAUACUGGUGAACGUCCACAUGUUUGUCCACUCUGUUCUCGUGCUUUUAAUCAGAAAGUCGUACUUAGAGAACAUGUAAGAUGGGUUCACGCAGCUAGUAAAAAUGAAUCAGAAACUACAGGACCCCCGUUUCCAUGUCCACUGUGUGGAACGCUGAACCAAGACAGGGAUGAAUUAUGUGCGCAUAUUGUCAAACACUCUGAUAAGAUGAUCGCUGAAGCGAAAGCGAAAAUUAAUAGCAAUGGAUCUAAAGCUAAACCUGUUAAAAAAAAAGAAAAGACUGAGUCAAUUCAAGUUAAACAAGGAAAGCUUAAUGCCCAAGAUGAUCAAACUGAUACUUUAAUAUCAAUUGUAGAAGGAGAAAAGGGUGUUAAAGGUCACAUAAUUAAUACAAAACAAGGAGACACUUUAUUAUUAGUAACUUCUGAUAAAGAUUUAAUGUCUGAUGUCAACGGAGAACAUAAUGGUAUUAAUGAUACUCGAUUUCAUAAGACAGAAUCUCUUAAUUUAAUAGCUGUUGAAAAGAAAGAUAAUACUACUUUCCUUGUUCCUGCUGAACAAGAAACUAUUAUUCAUUCGAUUACAAAUAAACAUUCAGAUUUAGGUACUCUGUUCAUUCCGUCCACAAAAAAUAGUGAGACUUUUCAUUUAAUUUCAAAUCAUAAGCAAGACAAUACAAUACAUCUUCUUACUAAACAAAAUGAAUCUUUACCGAUUUUAACAAUUCCUAAUUCGAAUAAUUUUAAUUUUUCAAGUGAAAAUAAUACAGAAAUACAAAUAGACAUUUCUGAUACUGAUUCUUUACGACAGAAUUUAGUUUUAGAUCAAGCGAACUCAUCUUCUCCGCUAAUUGGUCACUAUGAACAGCAAGAUAGUGAUAAUGAUGAUGAUGAACUUAUAUGUGGAAUUUGUGGAGACGAAUUUGGUGAUAAAAAUAUUCUCAUGGAGCACGUUAAAGUUCACAUAUAGUUGUAAUUUCCUUAUUAUGUGUAAAAAAAUUUGAUAAUAAGUAAAACUAUACUUUAAGAGCAUUUUGAAAUUGAAUUUCAAUAUGUAUCCGUAUAUAAAUGUGCAUGAAUAUAUAAAUAAUAUUAUUAAUCACAUAGUAAGAACUGGAGUUUGAUUCUCGAAUAUCAGAUUUAACAUGUUACUCUUGAAAAACAAACGUGUGUAAAUGCAAAGUUCAUAAAUUAUCAAUAUUUUAUGUAACAAAUUGUAAAUAAAGUUUAUAUGUUAAAUAUUAAUAUUAAA
Chelonus insularis is the source of this 3516-nucleotide messenger RNA. Its product is annotated as zinc finger protein 271-like. The coding region runs from base 499 to 3234 and encodes 911 amino acids. The record is from RefSeq and is a predicted model, not a curated record. The transcript has 2 exons. Lineage: Eukaryota; Metazoa; Arthropoda; Insecta; Hymenoptera; Braconidae.